AUGGGCAGCAUGUGGCAACUGGCAUCGUCAGCCUCGCUGGCGGGCGAGUUGGAGAAGGAUGGCAUGAAAUGGGGGAUGCCACGAGGUGGUGUACAUUGGCGGAAGGAAGAUGUCGAUUUUCGCCUCGCGCCGAUGAAACUUAUCAUAGGGAUGAGCACAGGGAGGUAG
Messenger RNA from Neurospora tetrasperma FGSC 2508, 168 nucleotides. RefSeq lists its product as uncharacterized. The coding region runs from base 1 to 168 and encodes 55 amino acids. The record is from RefSeq and is a predicted model, not a curated record. The transcript has 2 exons. NCBI's taxonomy places the organism in Eukaryota, Fungi, Ascomycota, Sordariomycetes, Sordariales, Sordariaceae.